AUGGAUUUUGAACAGUGGGAUAAUAUGGAUUGUGGUAGACCUGAAGGGUUGGAUAAAACGACUGCUGAGGAAAAUUAUGAUAGAGCUAAAGGAAAAGAUAAAGACACUGGUGAGGAAGAAAAUGAAGAGAACACGACAAAUAUAAAAGAAGAGGCUGAGCAAAAGACUGAGCAAGAGGCUGAGGAAGAACAAAAGGCUAAGCAAGAGGCUGAGAAGAGCAAGGGAAAUAGGUCCAAGAGAAGCAGCAGCCGCGUGAAGAUGAUGAGAAAGCGGCUGAGGAAGAGCAAGAGAAAGAGGUCCAAGAUGGUGAGAAAGAAGCUGAGAAAACUCCUACACCACCACGUGGUUGAAGGAGGAUGUGUAGUACAAGCCGAAAAAUUGUGGAGGGAAAUUGAGGAAGAGGAAGAAAUUGUGAAGAGUCCCGAUGAGGAAGAAGUAGAAAAACCACAAGAAAAUACUGAAGAAAAUGAUGAGAAUCCUGUGGAGAGUCCCGCUGGGGAAGAAGUAGAAAAGCCACAAGAAAAUACUGAAGAAAGUGAUGAGAAUCCUGUGGAGAGUCUCGCUGAGGAAGAAGUAGAAAAGACACAAGAAAAUGCUGAGGAAUUGGUAGAAGAACCUGAAAAAACAGUGGAAGAGGUGGAAAAAACCACCGAGGAAGAAGCCACGCAUGUGAUUUACACUGAAGAAGAAAAGCAAAGCUGGUACAUGGUUGUUUACAAAGGAAGUGAGGAGGAAAGUCCGACCAAGGAAGCAGCCACACCUGCAAAAAGAAAGCUAAAGCUGAGAAAAAGAAAGUUGAUGGUGCACCUAAGAAGAGAGGCAGGCCGAAGAAGACUGCUGCUACAUUGA
Molecule: messenger RNA, 849 nt
Organism: Brassica napus (rape)
Lineage: Eukaryota; Viridiplantae; Streptophyta; Magnoliopsida; Brassicales; Brassicaceae
Product: ring-infected erythrocyte surface antigen-like
Exons: 2
Coding region: 1-849 (282 amino acids)
Source: RefSeq, a predicted model, not a curated record